UUCGUUUCCGAUUCCUCACGCCAUGACACCACCGACUGCUGCCAGCUCUGACAACGACGACAACACACAGCGACAAGCCACCUGUGCUAAGAUGCACAGUGCCACGUAUCGAGCCAAGCACAGAGAUGUCCUCCGCGAGAAGAACCGUCAGUGGAAACUCGCCAACAAAGAGCGUGUGGCGGUUCAAAAAGCAGCGUACCGCGCAAAGCACAGACACAAGAUACGUGCCCACGACCGAGACAUCUACCAGCAAAAGAAGCGCGCCAAGCUACUAGGAAAGGAUAUGCCGACUGCGUCGACGGCCCUCGAGUCCACCGAUCGCUCUUUCGACAUCGUCACGUUCGACGCAUCGACUCCACCGAUGCGCACUUUAGAAACCCUCUCGAAUUCCCGCUUGCGGCACGCACGACCAAGUUUUGUGGCGCUUGGGAUCAUGCUCCGUUCCAAUCACGACCAUAGCACAACACCGACCGUGGUGCCGUCUCACGUAGCAGCAGAGAGGAGCGCUCUCUCGGCGGCAGACGCAGGAACGUCCUUUGGUCCAGCUACUGCCGCCACUGGUGCCAGCUUCACCCGUCUCCUUCACCCGACAAGCACGCCGCAGGGUGACGAUGACCCGUCGUUCGCUGCCACGCCUGUUGGAACCCCGCCUCUCAGUGGUGUCAAUUGUAUUGUCCCUGGAGGCCUACCAUGCACGAGUGGCCCAGUGAUCGAGCAAGCAGGUGCGGCGACAAACGGCACGGCGAACGGCUCGUUACUUCGCUGCACAUCGUCUGCAAAGAAACCACGUCAACGCAAUCUAGAGAAGCAGGCGGAGUACGACAGAUCGUACCGCCGCCGCCACAAAGCCGAGCUCGCGGUGAAGAGUCGCAUGUAUUACCACACGAACAAGGCCAAAGUGAUGGAGUACAAGACAAGAAAUCGCGACAAGGUGGCCGCCGCGGUACGUGACUGGAAACAACGCAACAAAGUUCACGUUCAAGCCCAGCGCAAGGCGUACCGCGAGCGAAAUCUCGAGCGCAUUCGGGAGCAUGAUCGAGCGAUAUAUCGUGCGAAGAAGAACGGCGCAGUGGUGAGCAGUACCGCCCAGGAGAGCGACGACGACGUCUCCACGUCCAAAGACACACAGACUUCGUUGGUGCUCCUGUAGCAUGCCAAGAAUGGAAUCCCAACACAGCCUUGAGCCCUCGAUGCAGUCGUGCCAAUCUGCGUCUAAGAUGAUGAACCGACGUGACAGAUGCUGCGGUAUUCUCCAUCAAGCAGAGACGUGAUGGACCUUGAGCAUUGCCAAUCGAUGGCGGCAGGAAGUUUAUGUGAUGUACCUCCUGAUUCACUUGCGACGCAAGAUGAGCUAUUCAUGCGCCGAUGUAGCGACCCCACUGAUGCAGUAAAUGGGCUUCGACGUGUUC
Aphanomyces invadans is the source of this 1409-nucleotide messenger RNA. RefSeq lists its product as hypothetical. The record is from RefSeq and is a predicted model, not a curated record. The coding region runs from base 23 to 1150 and encodes 375 amino acids. Lineage: Eukaryota; Oomycota; Saprolegniomycetes; Saprolegniales; Verrucalvaceae. The transcript has a single exon.